Messenger RNA from Setaria italica (foxtail millet), 1222 nucleotides. RefSeq lists its product as uncharacterized. The transcript has a single exon. The record is from RefSeq and is a predicted model, not a curated record. The coding region runs from base 165 to 983 and encodes 272 amino acids. NCBI's taxonomy places the organism in Eukaryota, Viridiplantae, Streptophyta, Magnoliopsida, Poales, Poaceae.
AACCUUCGCUGCCUCGGCUUCCGCUACCUUCCUCUCUCGCUCUCACACCAUUAAUCACUAGCCUCUCAAGAACAGUACAACGACCACGGGCAGUAGCAUCAGCUCGGAGUAGGAGACACUCGACGACGAGGAGGGUGCCCGCCUGCCUCUUCCCGGCGGCGGCGAUGAGGUACGGCGAGGUGGCGCACUUCAGCCACCCGCAGCACCGGCUCCGGCUGGAGCACCACGACACGCCGUUCCGGUGCGACGGGUGCCGCGAGGUCGGCAUCGGCGCGCGCUUCCGCUGCCCGUACCCUGGCUGCGACCACGACCUCCACCGCCAGUGCGCGCUCCCGCUCUCGCCGCCGCCGCCGCCGCUCCGGCACCCGUUCUACCCGCGCUGCGCCUUCGCCUUCCUCCCGCGGGCGCCUGGCGCGCCGGGCUCCCGCUACUGCAACGCGUGCGGCCGCGACGUCGCCGGCUACGUCUACCACUGCCGCGCGUGCGGGUUCGACCUGCACCCGUGCUGCGCCGCGCUCCCGCACGCGCUCGACGCCGGCGGCGGCGUCAGGCUGCGCCUCCACCCGGACUCCAGGGCCACCGGCGUCGCGGCGUGCCACCGGUGCGGCCACCGCGGGCGCAGCUGGAGCUACCGGAGCCAGUGCGGGAGCUUCAGCCUCCACGUGGCGUGCGUCAUGGACAUGCUCGUCGAGAGCUGGCACGGCAUCGGCCGCCACAAGGGCGUCGCCGGCGGGGGCGGGAACGUGUACGACGGCGGGAUGCUGGUGCCCGGGUGCGGCGGGUACAGGGUUCCGGCGAUCCGGGGCGCGGCGAAGAGCGCCCACGCGAGCAGGGGAGGGUACUCGACUUGGGGCAGGAAGAAAGGCAAGGUGAAGCGAUGCUGCGAGAUCGCCGGGUUCGCGGCGCAGGUGGUCAUCUCGGCGGUGCUCGGCGACCCCACCGCGCUCAUCGCCGGCGUCAUAGGGUCGCUCAUCGCGCGGUGAUCACGGCCGGGCGCCGCCGCCGGCCCAGAGCAGCAGAGAGACAUGAUCUAUUGCAUUUUUCAUUUCAAACGUGCAAAAACACUGUAUACAUGUGCGUCGCAGUCGCCACUCGCUAGUGCGCGCAUGCACGGCCACGUAGGCAGAGACUUCGUGGUGACUGGUGAAUUACUUUAGAACCUCCUAAACUUCCUAUCGAUGGAUACUGAUUAUAAGUAUUAAAUAUAUAUUAAUUUACAAAA